AUGGCUGUCAAGAAACGUGAGCUUACUUUGUUCCAGGCGGAGGCUGAGGAUUCCAUUCCUGGCAGGCCCAAGAGUUCCAGUGCAUGCCUGGAGUACGACAGGGCAGCAGAUUGCUUUGAACACCGAGAUAUUAGCCAGGAUUGCCUGGAUAUGUAUUUCAAGGGAACACUUCCUCACAAUCAGUUUUUGGGUCGAGCAUAUCUUUGCCAAGCUCAACUGUUUGCUCCGAAUUCUUCUGUGAGCGUUUCUGAUUUAAAUAAGGCUAUACGGUGCAUCCUUACGACUAUAACGUACGCAAAAGCUGAAGAGAGAUACUAUUUCUUGGUAUACAAUGCAUCCGUUUUAUACUGGAAGAUUAUAAGGCCAUUUUUAAAGCCUGGCUCCUAUUACCAUGUCACCAGAAGUCUCCUUGAAGUUAUAAAAGGAUUGCAGGCCAUUAAAGAGUUGGACUAUGAAUGGAGGGCUCAAUUAAGGAUUGCACUUAUUGAAUGCUAUUUGGAUGACGGAAAAACACAAGACGCAAUGAUGUUUGCCUAUAGUACAGCAGAAUUUAUUCAAACUCAUGUUCCACAUAUGUAUAAGAAGAUAUUUUCUAUACAGGUGUAUCACAAGCUUGUGGAUUUCUUCAAAGUGGCUAAAGACGUCAAAGGGUCCAUCAAACUGACAGUAGUUUAUAAAAUUCAGAGACUGAAAUCUCAAUUGGAAGCCAAAGAAACUCCAAAGGAUCUCUCAGUUCAGUUAAAUCAAAUAUAUCACCUUUUAGCAUUGCAUAAAACAUCAACCCCAUCAUCAGGUUUAGAUCGGGCAACUGGACAACAACUCUCAACAAGCACUGCCCAGCUAUCUGAGGAUGAAAGGCUUUCUUUGCUGUUGGAAUUAGCCCAUCUUGCAAUAGAGGUAAAAGCUACUGAGUUGGCAUCAAAUUGCGUUAAUGACCUCCUAAAGGCUGAGCGAAUCGAUAGAGGAACAGCAAUGGAAAUUGAAUGUGUGGACUCAGAACUCACAAUCCUGAAACUUGGGACUAAGUCAGAGAAAUGUACCAAGAGUUUUGUAAAGCAUUGCUUGAGAGUAAUUAAGCGAAUAGAUGAAAUUCUGCAGAAUGCCAUACGUGCGAGGAAUUGGAAUCUAGUUCAGGUUGUGUGCGUAACUCAGUGGAAGCUCUGCCUACCUUUGCUUCAACCUAAUUUGCGUAAGAAUGUGUCUAAACAACUGAUCAAUGUGGCAACAAUUCUCAGUGAUCUUGACAGUUCAUUGAUUCAGCUGCGCUGCCAAGUUCAUAUAGAAAUAGCUCAGAUUGAAGAAGAUGAGGAGCGGAUAGAGGUUGCCAUAGAACAUCUUAAAAAAGCUUAUACUCUAGAUGCUAAAGGGCCAUAUGAAAAAUAUAUUCAUGGUGAACUGCACCGUUUGCAGAUGUACGCAGCAAUUUAUUACUCACCUAAAGACCCAGAGGAUCAAGCAAUCAGGAUGAUUGAACAGGUCAAAAAAAACAGAAGCUUAGAACACAGUCGAUCUUUGCUGAUUAAGGCUGGCCUGGCCCUGGCUCCUGAUGCUUUCCAGCUGGUACUAGAUGGUGAAAAUGAAGCUAAAGUAUUUGCCCAGGGUAACACAGGCUUCAUUGGUCUACUCGCUGCCAAAGCUCAAAAUUAUUUAGACUCUGUACAGCAAACACGUGGACAUCUGGAAAGACUUGGAAAUGUAAAUGAUAAAUUGAGGUUAAGAAUUUGGGCUAAACUAGUUAAAAUUGCACGUACGCAAGAAGUUUGGGAUGUCUGUCGUACAGCUUGUCAAUUUUGCCUAUUGUAUGAUGAUGGACGAUGGAAAGCAGAAAGCUAUGAUGAUGGAAAAAAUAUAGCAAUAACUGCAAGUGUCUCAGAGGGAACCAUUCCCAAAGAUAAAGCGGAUUCAGCAAGACAUUCUCUACACAAAGUGUGUUAUUCUUCAACUAGUUUAAUUAGAAUCCUUGCUGACAUAUGCUUCAUUAAUGCAGAGGCAGCCAUUCAGUUGUUAAACUCAGAAGGUGUUCAGUUUAACAACCAUGCAGCUUUCCCAGAAGAUAAACAGAAGGAUCUUCAGGAAUUUGGAGCCAAAAACCCAGAGGAAGUCCCAGAAUGGAUAACUUACAGAAAUUGGAUAGAUUCUCUCUCGUCUUAUGCUACCAUGAACUUUCUGCGCGCUGCGGAGCUGGGCAUGCAAAUAAAUGAUGCAUUAAUUGUGUGUAAUGCAACUAUAUACAUGUGGAACCAUAACAACCACCUAUUGGUUGCUGGGAGAUAUAAGGAGCUUGUUGAAUCAUUCAGGACACUACUCAAUGCAUUAAAGUACACAGGGCAUUGUGGGGAAACUAUUCUUUUAGUUAUGCUAUGCAAUAGCUUAUGUCAGGGCUUGAUUCAACCUUGGAUACCCAGCCCUACAAACUUCGAAAAAAAAGAAUCAGGAAAGAGUUCCGUAACUUCUAACAUGAAAAAGCCACCUGCAAAGAAAAUUGAAAAAACAAAUAGUCCACAGAUUGUACCUGUUGAUCCUGAAGGUAUUCCUCAAAUAACUGAAGCUCUCCAGAUCUGUGAAUAUGUAUUAAAUGUAACAAAUGGAGAUGUACCCUCUGAUGUUGUUCCUAUUGCUGUGAGACAUCAGAUUGUUGUCACAUGGGUCAAAGUAAAACAGCUUCUUCAGCAACAGAUCGGACCAAACCUGGGAAAUGGUGAUGAGCAGAGUAAUGAUAGCCAGGCUUCAAUGAUCCAGGCUCUUAUUGCUCUGGAGAUGUAUUCCUGUAACAACAGCAACCUAAUGAAAUUUACUGUUCCCAGUCUUCUUGAGUUGGAGAAACAAAUAUCAGACUGUACCUGGUCUGAUCAAUUGCUAGAGCUGGAGAUAUGGACACGUUUGAUGCAACUUGCUAACCUGAAUAAUGAUGACUCAUUACUAAUGCAAUGUGCCCAGAAAGCAUUUGAAAUGGAUAAAAUUGCUGCACCAAGCACUGAUUCCAAGAAACAUGAAAAGCAUAAUUACAGAAUUCAGCAAGAAUUGCUGAGCGUUGUUGCCAGUAUUGAAGGGCAAAGCUUGAUGAAGAAUGCAGUUGGAAACAGUGGAAUGCGUAUCUCUGCCAUCAGAGCAUUUGAAUUGAGUGCAAGUUAUGGAGAAAAAGCUGGAAAUGUGAAGCUUGUAAUGAGUUCAGCAAAACACUUUUGGAAUUCCUGUCUGUCUUUGAUACCAUCUCCUCUGGAAAUAGCUGUGCUUGAAGAACCCAUUAAAACUUUUCUAAAGGCUAUCUACAACACAUAUCCCAGGAUUAAAAAGGAAGAAGAAAAGGAGGAAAUGAUUCAGCAGACAACAGUUAGACAACAAAUGCUUCAUUUUAUGCCAGGGACAUUAUCAACAUCUAUUGACGAUCCUGAAGAUGAUCUGAAAUUAAGGGCAGCAAUGUAUGGCCUUUUAUUCCACAUUCACAUGAAUAAAGGAGAUUGGAAAGCUGGACUGAAAGUGUUAGAUGAUGCCAUUAGAGAUAUGCCCAGGACUAAGCAGAGGCUGCUUCUUUUCAAACAUAGAAUUAUGGUGAAUACAAGACUUGGUCAUGGUAUCAGUAUGGAUAUGCAGAAGUUAAAGGAUGACACUGAAGAAUAUGUAUCUUACAUGUGGAACCGUGUGGCAGUUUUCUCUAAAGAAAUUACAGAUCAGUUAACUUGUUACCAGAAUUCAGUAGAGGUUUUGAAGAAACCAGAAAGUAAUUGGCAGAAAAUCGACCAACUGAUUGAAUUUGGUGAAUGGCUAUAUUGUAGUGGAUUUUCUGAAACUGAUGCUUUCUGCCAGUUGGACUGGGCUGUGGAUUUACUCCUGAGCAUGAAACUUUGUGUGGAAAGGAAGGUGGAAGAAGAAGACCACUUAGAAAAGGAGAAUCAAUCAAAAAAUGAAAACUUUGUUCCAAGAAAACAUCAGCAAUUGAUUGGAGUACAAAAUAUUGACACGAACCUGUCCUUAGAAAACCUAAAGGAUGUGAGACAACUGGAAACACUAGUGAUAGUACAAACUAUAAUGGCGAUAAUUGCAGGCCGUGUGUCAUGCCAGCAGCAUUGUUUAAUGGCAUAUGCUUAUGUUAUGUGCAUAUGGCAGGUAUCAUUGACAUCAGCAGAGACUCUUGUUAAAGAGUUAGCGGCUUCUGCACCUACAGGCCGCGCAGGUACAGGAACAAAAUCAAAUAAAUCCAAGGGCAAGAAAGAGCUAGCAUCCGAUGUUCGGGAGAAGGCCAAAUCAAAAAUGUUGCCUGGCACCAUGCCUGCUAAUCUAGAGGAGUGGGCAAAUUUUGUAUGCCCUAGUGAAGUUCGAGAGGCCUUUAAGCAAGGCUCAAGUUGUAGUCUGAUCAACAAGAAAAAUAUCCUGAAACCUACCUACAGUUUGUUCUACCUGGAUUUAUUAGUGAAGGAGUUGCAAGCUUUAUUGUAUACGCAUUUGACAUUGCCUGUUCUUCAGCUGGCAGACUUAAUAGCCAGUGAGGUGUUGGAUAACAAGAGUCUUUCUGACUUCUACCAUCUCAGACUUGCCCAGAUUUGUUUAGAGCUGAAUCUAAAGCAGGCUGCACAGUACCAUGAAAAGAUACCUGGAUCAGUAUUUAUCUAUGAGACAGAACGGGCUAAACAUCGGCAAGAGAUUGCUCACCUGAAAGAUCAACAAUUACAAGCUGCAAAAGAAAAACAGUUAAUUUCAAAUGAAAACCUAGCUGACACAUUAACAAAUUCUAACAAGGAAAAGGAGAUGCAUAUUACAAUGCCAAUGAUUACUCAAAAAAAAUUGAGUGGAGUUUCUGUGAUGGAUGUGUGGAUCAAUAAAGCCGAAGUCUUACUGCAGCUUGGAUUUUACCAGCCUGCCAGAAAUCUGUUGUCAGAGGCUCACAUGACUGCAAAGAUAUUUGAGAACAAAGAAGCUUUGGCAAAGAUCUUGUAUCUUCUAGCAGUUCUGGCUAAUUGUGAAAAGAACCAUGGUCAGGCUAAACUGCUCUUGAAAGAGGCUCAAAGUAUUGGAGGAAAUGAAUACUUUUGGUUUGAUACAAUUACUAGCCUGGUAUGCGCAAUUCAGGGAGAGAACCUUGAGGAUUCAAAGGAACAGGUUUGCAACGUCUUAAAACAGGGCAUUAAAGGAUAUAAGGCUGCUUUAGAAGAGAAACCUAAUCGACUUUCAGUUUUUACAUUUAUGAUUACUUCAAUGGAAGCCAGGUUGAUAUCUAUUGAAAUAGAAUCCAUGAAAGCAUCAGACAAUUUUAAUUUAAAGAAACCUGAGAAUAUGCAAAAGCUGUUUUCAGCUUGUGCUAAGAUGGAACAGCUUGCAAAUACUAUGCUGCAAUAUGGAUACAGAGAAGAAUCAGUGGACAUGAUGACAGAACAUGUCAGUAUACUAAUCUUGCUUGCUAAACACAGCGAAGAGGAAUCAAAGCACCAGCACCUGUUAAAUGCGUACGCACUAAUAAAGAAGGCCAUCUUGAUUGAAGAAGAGGCUUUCAGUGAUCUGAUGAGCUUGUUGCCACUUAAAGCGAUGACAAAUUUAAGUUUGCCUCUAAUGAGGAAGCUGGCCUCUCUUAAGUUAAUAUUUGUGCAAUUGACUUUGGAUAUGCUUGACCUGGUUACCGCAAAAGAUAAAAAGGAAGCCGAAGCAACAAGAAGGAAAGGAUUACUACAACUAAUUGUAGAGGAAUUCAUCAGUUCCACACCUGAUUACACACCGGUAGAAAAGGAAUGGGUGACUGUAGCCAAGUUGUUGGGACAAAAAGCUCUGGCUCAGCUAGCGAGUGCGCAUAACCUGAGCAGUAGCUCUGAAGAAAUUAGAUCCAAAUGCCUCUAUCUGACUGGCAGGUGUCUACGAUUGUUGGCUGUACAGAUAGACCCAAUUAAUCCAGGCUUCACUUGGGUUCAACAAAUGCUGAAUGAUCUAGAGGAUAAUAAAGAUGGUCUGACAAAGCAAGCCAAGUUUACAGAAGAAAACGAACAAAUUGAAUCAAUAUAUGAGCGUGCAGAUUUGCAGCUCACAACUCAGGAAGAAAAUGGACAAGUUGAACCAAAAAAUGAAAUUGCAGAAUUGCCGCGUUCAAAAAUAGAAAAAUGUGCUGCAAAGGCUUCAUGUCUUAAAAAAGAACGAACCAUAGCUCGGAUAUACUUGGCUCAUGCCAGUGAAGUUUUGAUCCAGUCUAUGAACCUGGCACUAAACAGCAAGCUUACCAAUAUCUUAGCAGCAGCUAGUCUCGAGAUGGUUGAAUGUUUUGGCCAAUUUGAUCCAGUUUCAGCAAGUCAGUACUUAGCACUACAUCAGAGCUGUUCAGCUUCAGUGAUGAUGAAAGAGGUCUUGAUCAAAGCUGGAUUUGAUACCAGUAGUUCCCAGCUUGCAGCACUAGCACAUCUUCAACAAAGACUGCAAGAAGAUGGAACCAUGAAAAAUAUGCUCAGGACAGUUAAUGAAAGACUUGGAAGAAAUUUCAAGGCAUGGAAAAAUGUCACCAUUCAACCACAGCACCUUAGUUUCCUGAGUGAAUUUCCUUCUAACUUUAAUGUAAUUGUUCUUCAGCAUUCUGAAGACAGAUCUAUGCUAUAUGGCGCAUUUCUUGAGAAACCAAAACUGAAAACUGUUGAGAAAAAGGGCAAAGGCAUUCAGAAUCCAAUUCCAACACAAGCUAGAAUUGUUCGUACUUCUGUAAAUCCACAAUUAUUUUCAAGUCUAUUGGCCAGAGUCUCCAGCUAUAAGCAGAAGUUAGCACGGUAUCUUGUAAAACUAGAAUAUCAGCGCAGUCACAAGAUGCAAAAGAAAGAGGAGUUUCAAAAUUUAGAAGAAGAUAUAAAUCUAGAUAUGAGAACAAAAACUACUGCAGGGAAUGAACACAGGCUUGAUGCAGAUUUCUCCAAUAUUAUUGCGUCUAUGGAAGAGUAUCUGAAUCCUGUUUUGGCACAGUUUGACUUUACAUUUGUUCCUCAACAGCCUUCAUCAGUAGCAGGCAUGGAUUCAGGGAAAUCAAAAUCCAAAAAGAAAGAGGAAAAAUCAGUGGGUGGAAAGUCAACUCCAGGCCUGUCUCAAGAUUCAGGAGAAUUUAUAAUUCUGUUGGCUGACAAACUAUUGUUGGAACUACCUCUGGAGGCAUUGAGGGCCUUGCAGGGCGAUGUGAUCACCUCAGUGUCAAGAGAUUUCUCAUUGCAGUUGCUAUACAAUCGUCUACGCAGAGAUGAGUCAGAAACUGUAAACAAUAAGGACACAAAGAGACCUAAAACAAAAGGAGGUGAAAGAAAAACCAUUAAAAUGGUACCAAUUGAUCGUGUUUUACCAUCAGGCUGUUUUCCAGUGAAUACUCACAAUUUCAAAUAUAUUGUAGAUCCUUAUGAUGAAACUAGUGACUCAGGAGUGUUCAGUCCUCUGAAAGUCAUGACAGAAAUUAUAGAAAAAUACACUUCACAGUUCACAGCACAUUGGGAUGGAGUUAUGGGCAAUGAGUAUGUCCCAAGUCAUGCAAAUUGGGAAGAGAUGAUGAAAAGCUGCAGUGCAUUUGUCUUUUAUGGAACGGAGCGUUUUCUUGCGAACUUAUUGCCAUCAAAACUUAUUUCCAUGAAUCUUCCAGAAUGCCAGCUAAUGAUUCUUCUAGAUCUAGCUCAAACCUGUCAAAGUUUUCGACGGCAGUCAGUAAUGGAUAGACCAAAAAGUAUAAUGCAGUUGUCAUCAGAGGGCCAAAUGGAUGCAGCAAUACUCCUAAGCCUGACUGGAGUUCGUUCCAUUAUGAUUAACCAGUGGCACAGUACACUUCAAGACAAUGCCAUAAAGUUUAAGAAAUUGUCAAAAAGUAAGGCUUCAGUGCUUUACAUAACCCUUUAAUAUUCCCCUUUUUGAGCAGAGCUGGGAUUCUGCUUCCACAUUCUAGCUAUACCCUAAUUACAGAUUUUCUUCCUAACAUCUUUAAUUAUUGUCGAUAUUAUAUUUAAUAUCUUAUUACCAUUUUUACAACCUGUAUUUACCUUAUAACACUUCAAGAUUUUGAACAAUUCUUAUCAAGUCUUGUCAAUUUUCUUAGCUCUAGUGAAAAAAACCACUAAUUUUUCAAGAAUUUCU
Messenger RNA from Carcharodon carcharias (great white shark), 8064 nucleotides. RefSeq names its product cilia- and flagella-associated protein 46. Gene Ontology annotation, biological process: cilium movement involved in cell motility; axoneme assembly. NCBI's taxonomy places the organism in Eukaryota, Metazoa, Chordata, Chondrichthyes, Lamniformes, Lamnidae. The coding region runs from base 1 to 7830 and encodes 2609 amino acids. The record is from RefSeq and is a predicted model, not a curated record. The transcript has 56 exons.